CGGGCCGUAGGUUUUGGGGCGCGGAAUUCAUUAGCGCCUCGCGUUGGGUUUCGUCGAAAUUAAGGUAAAUGCGAAACUGGAGGGAGAAUACGAAAAAAUAUAAAAGAGAAUGAGGGUGGUUGGAUGGUUGGUCGGGGUAAUGAAAGGAACAGUGGGGUUUGUAAUCGUGUUGGUACGCUUAGGACAUAGGUUCUUUUUUGUAGACUUCAAAGUUUCAACAUCAUCUAUUAAUGUUACUAACAACAGGAAGAUACGAAGUAAUUCAUGAAAGAAUAUGCACUCUAAUUGCCCUACGGAGGAGCAAGACACAGAAAUUAAAAGGAAUUUUUACUCACACCUGGCUUCAGCCUAAUAAUGGGCGACAUGAACUCUCUGCACAAGGAGAUUUUGCAAACAGUAAAUUAAUGAAAGAGAAACAAGAAGAAAGUAGAGACGUUCUGACAGAUAGAAGGGCAGCAUGCAGCAGAAUAAGUAACUACAAUGACCAGAAAUACAGAAGAGUUUCCAAAAGGAAAUUAUUAGAAUACUGAUAGUAUUCUAAGGUUGGAUUUUGUUUCGACUUGGCUACUUUUACAUUUCCUAUUCUGCACAGGGUGUGUCAAAUUCAUUAUUACUAGGCUAUCUCCGAAACUAAAAGAGAUAGAAAAAAGAGCCAUAAAAUCGUUUUUUUGUUUUGACCCUAUCGGCAAAAACUGAAAAAUUUAAACAGUGAUUAAGCUGAGGUUUAAGCUGACCCCACGACUUAUUAUUUUAUGUGUAUUUUCUAAACUAUUAAUGCCCGUUUGCACCGCAAUAGUUAAGCGUCGCUUUACGCUAAGCUUUCCUUAAAUUUUGAAAUCGGUUUGCACCGUUGUUUAAGCUACGCUUAUUCUCAGCUUAAUUUAAGCGUUCAAUGUUCGGAGUUUACCGGUUAAGCGUAGCUUUAAAUUACGUGAAAAAAUUUAUUUGUCAUUGUGUGACGUGAAAAUUGUGAAAACAUGGAUAUUUUUGACGACGAUGAAGAUAUGUUUGGAAAUGAUGCAGAAAUAUUAGAGAUUGUUGAUUAUGGAUUUCCUAAACGGAUAUAUCUACGGCGCAAUCAUUUUGAAGAUUUGGAUAACCUUACAUUUUUUCAACGAUUUCGUUUAACAAAGAAUACUGUUUUAAACAUUUUACCACUAAUUGAAGAAAAGCUUGAAUAUCCUACAGACAUAAAUAACAGCUUAAGCCCUAUGGACCAAUUAUUAACAUGUCUACGUUUUUAUGCUACAGGUGGACAUUUGUCAACCAUAUCAGAUUUUAUGGGGACUCAUGUUUCUACAUCAUCAAGAAUUAUUAAAAAUGUUUCAAUUGCAUUAGCUAGUCUAUCUCAUGCUUACAUAAAAAUGCCAACAGAAAAUAAUAUUCAAAAAAUACAAAGAGAUUUUUAUAAUAUUGCAUUAUUUCCAAGUAUUGUAGGAUGCAUUGAUGGCACCCACAUAAAGAUACAAUCUCCAGGAGGAGAAGAUGGUGAGAUAUUCAGAAACAGGAAAG
Molecule: messenger RNA, 1512 nt
Organism: Onthophagus taurus
Lineage: Eukaryota; Metazoa; Arthropoda; Insecta; Coleoptera; Scarabaeidae
Source: RefSeq, a predicted model, not a curated record